Molecule: messenger RNA, 1665 nt
Organism: Trichoderma harzianum CBS 226.95
Lineage: Eukaryota; Fungi; Ascomycota; Sordariomycetes; Hypocreales; Hypocreaceae
Exons: 4
Coding region: 1-1665 (554 amino acids)
Biological process (GO): mRNA splicing, via spliceosome; regulation of alternative mRNA splicing, via spliceosome
Cellular component (GO): nucleoplasm
Molecular function (GO): mRNA binding; N6-methyladenosine-containing RNA reader activity
Source: RefSeq, a predicted model, not a curated record
AUGACACCCUUGGCGAGUGCCCUGCCUCAGGACAACUAUCACCAUGGUCAAUACCAGCGAGGGGUUCAACCAAGAUACACUGCCGGGCUGUCACCGCCCAUGGCUCAGCACAUGCCACCGAUCCCUCAGUAUACCGGACCUUCGCAGAUGCCCAUGGUGCACCAGGGCUACUACGUACAACCAGCUCAACACAUCUCACCGUACUAUGGCGGUGGCCAUCUACCUGUCAACCAUGUUGGCUCGGCGAUGCUACAGAGACAAAACGUGGCAUAUUACUCAACGCCAUUAGCCAUGGGGCAACCGAUCACCCAAUAUUAUUACCAUCAGGCCGCCUCGUAUCCUAUUCAGUUCCCCAGUGUACAGCAUGUUGUCGCUCCAGGCCGCCAGCAGCAUCGAGCAGAAGUUGGCCAACAAGCAUCAACAGGAACCUUAAUCCAUAACCAGCCUCUAGACAGCCCGCCUCCAUCCUUUCCAACUGAGAAACUGACUCAGGUAAAACCUGACGAGCAGAAAAACUCUAUUCGAGGCUCGACGCGUAAACCUCGACAAACCGGAAAUGCCGUCUGGAUCGGAAAUCUUCCACCCCAAACCGACUUAAUGAGCCUCGUACGCCACGUUUCGAAGGAGACAGCAGGACUCGAAUCUCUCUUUUUGAUUGCCAAGAGCAACUGCGCCUUUGCUAACUUCAAAGAUGAGGCCUCUUGCAUCACUGCUCAACUCAAACUGCACGAAUCCAGAUUCCAGUCGGUUCGUCUUGUCAGCAGGCUACGAAGGAAUGAAAUCGAUGGCAAUGCUGGCCACUCUCCGCCAACAGGGCCGGCGUCAGGCCCAGCCAACUUUCCUCAACCGAUCCAUCCGGCUAGAAGUAAAUCUGCCGUCAAAAUCGAAGAUGGAAACUCGACUCCAACUACCGAUCACGCGGAUAAGCCAACAGCUACCCCAUCAGAGGGAGCACUCAAAUACCAUGAUAGAUUUUUUAUUUUGAAAAGUUUGACAGUUGAUGACCUUGAGCUUAGUGUACGAACGGGAAUUUGGGCAACACAAUCUCAUAACGAAGAAACAUUGAAUGGUGCAUUCAGGCAAUGCAACAACGUAUAUUUAAUAUUUUCAGCCAACAAAUCUGGCGAGUACUUUGGAUAUGCACGAAUGGCUUCCGAGUUUAGCCCAUCCCUUGAUUCGACCGUUCAAUUUGCACCCGUACCACGAUCGACGAACGAUGUAGAGUUGCCGAAAGAAGUCCUCACGGACGCGACCGAAUACGUUCCCAAAGGCAGAAUCCUUCAUGAUCCAAGCAGAGGAACAAUCUUUUGGGAGAUAUAUCAAGAUGAUUCUGAAAAGACCCUCGAUAAUGAAGCUGGCGGCUUGAACGGAACAGAUGGUGUUGUCAACGAAGAGGAGGAAGAGAAAGCCUGGGGGAAGCCUUUCCGAGUCGAGUGGCUAUCAACAUCUCGUCUUCCCUUUCACAGGAUUCGUGGGUUACGAAACCCCUGGAAUUCCAACAGAGAGGUCAAGAUUGCGCGAGACGGCACCGAGAUAGAGCCUUCUAUCGGCCAAAGGCUUAUUGGUCUUUUCAAUACUGGCCAAGGUGCUGGAUCUUCGGGAACCGCGAGACCCCUCGGUGGCACGAUGUCGCGAUAUCAACAAAUGGGAUCAUAUGCACCAUAG